Macrosteles quadrilineatus (aster leafhopper) is the source of this 1856-nucleotide messenger RNA. Its product is annotated as glutactin-like. Lineage: Eukaryota; Metazoa; Arthropoda; Insecta; Hemiptera; Cicadellidae. The record is from RefSeq and is a predicted model, not a curated record. The coding region runs from base 1 to 1809 and encodes 602 amino acids. The transcript has 11 exons.
AUGUCCCCGAGCACCACCCUCCUACUGGUCGCUCUGUCGUGUACCUUGGUCGUUCCUUGGACCUCUGCCUCGGAGGGUGUCCAAGUGACCGUUGGAGGCCUCGGGGAAGUCCUGGGAUCCACCUCCUCAUCGGCGUGGACCUCCAGGACAAUCUAUCAGUUCCAGGGAAUCCCAUACGCCGAGUCUCCCUCCAAGGAGAAUAGGUUUAAGCUACCGAUCCCAUCAGGAGGCUGGAGUGGUGUCCUGAAUGCUACUGUGUUCAGGAACAAAUGCCCUCAAGCCAACAAUGAGAAGGAACUGCUAGAACUGCAGCAGAGAAUCGAGAGGAAUGAAGACGUCGAGGACUGUUUGCAUUUGAAUAUUUACACGCCUCAGGUUCCUCUCAACAAUACUUGCAGCACGUACUUGCCUGUCAUGUUCUACAUCCACGGAGGAAGUUUCCGAGUUGGGUCUGCCAGAGAUUUCCUUCCUGAUUUCUUUCUGGAGGAAGACAUAGUCCUAGUUGUGAUUCAAUAUCGCCUGGGACCUUUAGGUUUUCUGUCGUUUGGAACCGAGGAAGCCCCUGGAAACAUGGGUCUGCAUGAUCAGCUGAUGGCUCUUCACUGGACCAACCGUUAUGUGAAUCAGUUCUGCGGGAAUCCUCGUCAAGUCACCAUCUUCGGACAGAGUUCCGGAGCUGCUGGCGUCACACUACUCAUGGCCAGUCCUUUAGUGACUCCUGGCCUGUUCCAGCGAGUGAUCGUUCAAAGUGGCUCCGCCUUGUGCGACUGGGCAGUAGACUUCAGUCCUGUGGAACAUGCAGAGACCAUCUCUAGGAUGUCCAGGUGUGACCGGAAAACUCAUCAGGAGAUGGUGGAAUGUCUGAGGAACCAGUCUGUCUACCAGCUGCUGAUGGCUCAUUCUGACUUUCUGACAGAGGUUCUGAUCAACGAAGGCAGAGCAGUGAGGGGAAACAAUGGGGGAAACCACGCAGUGGUGGAAAAACCGGGGAAAACCAGUUUCUUGGUGGAAGAUCCAAGAGUCAGUUUCCAAGAUGGCCGCUUUGUCAAGGUGCCAAUGAUGGUCGGUGUGACAAAACAUGAGGGCAGCUUUUUCCUUGGAAAUAUACAUGACUUCAUCCUGGAAAGGAACAAUGCAACAAAUAACACAGAUUAUCUCAUUAACGACUUCUUGAAAGCAACUCUUCAGUUUAGUGGGAUCGACGACACCACUGGAGCAAUCACUGACGUUUUCUUAGACAAGUACUUCAAGAUAGAAGAGAUAGGGAACUUUACAGCGAUGGUUCCAGGCUUAGUUGAUAUCUGCGGAGUGACUCUAUUGAAGGCUUGCACUCUACAGCAAGCUCGACGCAACGCUCAUCUGGAACCAACCUUCCUCUAUACCUUCAACUACAAGGGACAGUACACCAAGUUCGGACAAGGAGAAGAGGCCCAUCACUACCCCUUUCCAGGAGGUGUGGCUCACUCAAACGAUCUACUCUAUUUAUUCCCCAACACUGACGGAAACCUGACUGGAACUGACAGAAAAGUGGCUCAGACGAUCGUACAACUGUGGACUAGCUUUGCUGCAGAUGGAUAUCCAAAAUCAUCACACAUGAGGGGAUCGUGGCUUCCUAUGACCACUUCGGUCGGACCUUACCUCAGAAUUGACGAUGAUCCGUCUCUAAGGGAGAACUUCUACGUAGAAUACAACAUAGCUGCGACCGAAGGAUUGGACGUGUACAUGCAAGAACUAUCUAGAGCUUCCACAUUGAACUUUGUUCACAUAAAUAUAUUUGUAGUAAUAUUGAUUAAUGUUACUUGUAGAUAAACUGUUAGGUUCAAUAAAACCGUUGUGACAGGGUUAUGAAAACUGUA